AAGUGGAGACAAUUGGCUGAAACACAGAUUCGGUAGUAAGAAAAACAUCUGUAUAGUACUGAAGGAUACAGUCGAAACGUUUCACAUGGGGAGCUAAAGAACAAAAUGACGUGUAUGCGUUACACUAUGUUACUGUUCUCAGUUUUGGAGUUAUUGUUGUUUGGAUACACAGCUGGUUUGUUGAGCGAUGAGAGCGCGUCGCCAGGCGCGAGACUCCCGCGUGCUGUGUUGGAUGAGACGUUGGAGGCGACCACCAUCCCAAACCACUUACAGGAGGACGACAGGGACUCCAGGUUUUCACCUUUCACCCCCACACUGACCAUCACAUCCAGGGACUACAGGACCACUGGUAAAACUAACCAACUACAGCCCAUCUGGUUGACCACCACGGCUGCGCUUCUGACCAAAACAAUGGACGCUACCUCCAAACGCAGUAAAGUCAAAGAAAACUCCACAUUUACCACAACACUGAACAUUACAGUAAAACCUACUCCUUCCUCUCCAUUAAGUGGCACAAAAACCCCAACACCACCUGCUCUGGAUACUGCAAACAGUUCAUGGACAGUGAAAAGCACCUCAAAGCCUCCUGUCGUGACCACUGAGAGAGGACAUCAGUGCAACUGUAGUGCUGAGGGUUCGGAGGACCAAGAUACCUGCGACUCUGUCACAGGUCAGUGUUUAUGCCUAACUGGAUACACGGGGCAGCGUUGUGAUGAAUGUGCUGAUGUGCAUUUCACCAACGGAACCGGCGGCUGUCAGGCCUGUGACUGUGACUCCUAUGGAGCUGUGAGUCAACUCUGCAAUAGUUCAGGCAUGUGCAUCUGCAAGAGUGGAGUGCAUGGGGACAAGUGUGAUGACUGCCGCCCAGGCUUCUCGCACUUUAGCAGCACGGGGUGCCAACCAUGCCAAUGCAAUAAUCAUAGCAGCUACUGCCACCCACAGUCAGGCAUCUGCGUGAACUGCCAAGGCAACACCGAAGGACGCAGCUGUGAAAAGUGCAGGUAUAAUUUCUACCGAAGGCCUGGUUCUCCUGUGACAGAGCCCUGCAUCCCCUGCCCCUGCUCCAGCGUCACCUCCACAGGCAGCUGUAAGCUCGACUCAAGUGGCCAGCCUUUCUGUGUCCAGUGCAAGCCAGAAUACCAGGGUCCCAACUGUGAGCAGUGUAGUGAUGGCUUCUACAACGCCGACAGCAUCUGCCUUACCUGUAACUGCAGCGGGAACGGAGACCCCCGCAUAUCCCCUCGGAUCUGUCACCCGGACACGGGCCACUGCCUGAGCUGCAUCAACAACACUACGGGGCCGCACUGCGAACGCUGCGCAGAAGGCUUCACAGGGGACGCGCUGGCCAGGAACUGCACUCCUACAGUCGUCCACACUACUCCUUCAACCACUACCCACUGGUUUCACUACACCACCAUGAGCUCCAGCCCCAAUGCUACUGCACAGUUCACCACCUUCUCCACAACUUUGCUGAGCAGCCUGGGCAGCUCCACCCCCAACACCACCACCACAGUGACUCCGCUUCCGUGGAACCAGUUCAACAUCAUUGUCCUGGCCGUCAUCAUCAUAGUUGUCAUUGCUCUCUUGGCGGUGGUAGGUGGCGUGUACACUUACCGAGAAUACCAGAACCGUAAGCUGAAUGCCCCAUUCUGGACCAUCGAGCUGAAGGAGGACAACAUUAGCUUCAGCAGCUAUCACGACAGCAUACCGAAUGCAGAUGUAUCGGGGCUUUUAGAAGAUGAAGUUAGUGACUUGGGCAAUGGACAACUUGCUUUAUCUGGUCCUGGUAGUUUGUAUAAGGUGUAACUGAUGUUCCUUCACAGAAACUGGCCUGCUACAUCAGCGCUGGCCCGACGCUUGGCAGAUUGUGGACCUGUGGAUAUGUGGACCCCUGAUUUAUUUUUUUCAUUUUAUGCUGAUGGACCACGGACAAGGUUUUCCCACUGGACAUAAUCAAACACUCACACAAGCACUUCAGAGCAAGAAGACAAAGUAAUGAAUGAGGAACAUGAGCAGUGCAUUUAACUGAAAAGCCAAGUUAAAAAAUCCUGCCUUGUUGAAGGCCUUGGCCGAUUCACAGCUGAAACAUGUUGCCUUGCUUUGAAGAAAGAGAAGAGAUGCAGAGACUAAUUCACUAAUGUGUGACAGAAUACUAGACAAUAAAGCAUGUCUGAGUGAGUAUUAAUACAGCGACAGUGAGAAAUGCAUGACGUUUUAUCACACGUGGAUAGAUCAAUCAAAUGCAUCUGCUUAUUAACAUUAUUUGCAUACUUGCAGAUACGUCCAUUCUCACGUUCCCUUUGUAAAUGCUAUUUCAAAUGCACAAAGUGGACAUUAGUUUUCAACAAACGUUUUAUUUUGUUUUUUUCUUUGUGUGUGCAAACCACACCGUUUUAGUGUCGCUUCUUACAUGCUAUUACAGGUGCAAGACGUCAGGGGGCGCCUUUACACUGGACCUGGCAUACAGAGCAGGCCUGUGUAUUGUGCAAUGGAAAUACAUUAUACUAAAUCAGAUGCUGAAUGAUUUAAAUUUUGGCAGGCGCUUUCUUGCCGAAGCAAACUGCACGGAGGGAUGAUUUGUUUUUAUCAGGCCAAAAAGGAUCUGUGUGUCAGUCUCAGAUGGAGAGAGCCUGACUAAUUCUCGUCACAGUUUUACAACAGCAAAGUGGAUUUAGAAGACUGUUUCAUGGUGUAUGGAAUUGUACUUGUUUUAUUUAUUUUCCAGAAAUUUUCUCCUCAAUCCACUUUUCCUUUGUGACUUUUCACCGGCCACCUGUUAAAAGGUGCCACGCCUUGUUGUGUGGACUUGACACAACUUGUCUGACUGGGAGUUUAAAUUUUGGUUAAUUUAUUUGGACAAACCUCUCUCUCUCGUAUUGAUGGCUUAUAGGGUCUGUUUGUGUGAGUCGCAGAGGAGGGGAACAUAUAUGAUCUGAUGAGCAAUAAUGCUUGAUGGGUCCAACAGCCAUACUGGACAGUAGUCAAUCACUGCCAUUUGUGUAGCACAGGCUAAAACAAGUUGAGCAAAUGGUUCAGUGAUGAAUAUGUGCCCAUACUUGACUGUGUGGAUGUAUGUGUGGGUGCUGAGUGGGGUAAUAUAAUAUAUUAUUAUUAUUAUUGGAAUUGUCAGUAAAAGAACCCAUAAAAGGGUGUGUAUGAAUGAGUCUGUUCUUGAUAGGCGAUGGCCUGAACUUGAAGGCAAGAGCAAUAGUUCAUCUGUGAUUGUAUGUCAGAUGACUCUUGGGACAUCUACUUUUAGCUCUCUCCCUACUUUCACCAUCCUGAAGCUGUCUUUAUCGGAGGUGUGUUGGUACAAAACUAUGUAAAUAUUAGAUGUACAGAAUGGUUGUCAUGAGGAGCCUGCUAUUGUAUUGGUACAUAUGACAACGAGUCCUGCUUCUGUGACCAGCAUACUCAUGCGCACAUGGAGAGACUGAUGUCGUAACGGCGUUUUAAUUUUGCAUAUGUAUGCAUUGUGCAUUAUGCAUGGUGCACCACAUUCACAACUAACUCUGUGAAAAUUUCAAUAAA
Messenger RNA from Sinocyclocheilus grahami, 3531 nucleotides. Its product is annotated as multiple epidermal growth factor-like domains protein 9. Bases 106 to 1806 code for a protein of 566 amino acids. Lineage: Eukaryota; Metazoa; Chordata; Actinopteri; Cypriniformes; Cyprinidae. The record is from RefSeq and is a predicted model, not a curated record. The transcript is spliced from 6 exons. Gene Ontology annotation, biological process: tissue development; animal organ morphogenesis.